AUGGCUGGCCCACGGGAGACACCGCGUCUGGAGGGGGAAGAAAUAGAGAUGUCAGUCCUCCAGGGGGGCUUCAACCGCCAGGAUCCGGAGGUACCGCCGCCUCUUCCCCCCAAACAGUCCCGUCAGGACCCGUCCUGUCACCCCAAACAGACCUGGACGGACCCGUCCUGUCGCCCCAAACAGCCUCAGCAGGGGCUACCGGCUGGUCCGGAGGAUCCAACUCACCGCGCUAGACGGAAAGGUGGAAGAAAGGCCCGGAAGGAGCCCUCCCGUCCCCCCGAUCAGACUCUCGACCUACCAUACCGAUCGCGUACCAGGUACCGACUCGUCACACGGACGAGACCCCGGGACUACCGCCUCGUCCCCCCGAACAGGAAACAGAGAGACGGAAAAACGGCAGGCGUGUACCGGCACAGGCUACGGGAGGAAGACCUCGUCAAGCUGCCGCUGAACCCGAUGUACGGGGCAGAUCUAGAUCUGCCGUCAGAACCCGAUGACCAACAAACGACUCCCAAAGAAGUGUUUGGGGCAGCCCAAGCCGAGAUGACAGCCUCGGGCGGUCCGGCAGACGACAGUCCACCGGCAGACGGCCCCGGUCAACCUCUGAACCGAGAUGCCCGCAGCGCCCGGCCGGUCCACUCUACCCAGAGGCCCGGAAGAAAAACCGGCGGUGCCCAGCCUGCAGCGGCCGCCGCACACAUGUACGAGGAUGGGGAGACGUUCAUGGGUCUCGGACAGCCUCUGAACCGCGACGCUCUCGGCGCUCCGACCCUUCCCAAGUCCCCGAGGCCAGGAGGAACCACCGACGGGGCCCAGCCUGCGGCGGCCGCCGCACACACGUACGAGAAUGAGGACACGUUCAGACAGGGUCUCGGGCCAGCUCUGAACCGGGAUGACGGCCCGCCACCUGUCCCCUCAACACCGAGACCCGGAGGACCGCCCGGCGGGGCCCAACAACUGCCGAGCUGGCCACAGAUGCUGCUGAACCCGCAAGCCAUCAUCAAUCAGCUGCAGCCGAACGCCAUGUACGACUCCAACGUGAACCAUCCUCAAGGCGUCGGACCAGCCCCGGAGAGCCGUACCGUUUGGGAACGAUUACGUCAUCACCAGUCCCCCCGCCUGCUGAUGUGCGCCGCCAUAUCGUCCGUUACCAUGGUAACACUGCUGAUCGUGGUGUCUGUACUUCUGACGCACCGCUACUCCCGACCUGGCUACAACGACUCUCCGGCUACAACUACAUCAGGACGUAACACCGCUGACAGCACUGCCUGGCGAAGUUCUACAGCGCUGAUGAAGACUGACCAAGGGGCAUCGGCUGAUGUCAUCAAGGUGAGUCCGGUCCACGGACGUGGUCCCUCACACUGCAUCACUUCAACAGCAGGGCCUGCACCAAUCAACAAGCCGGUUUCAACCGCCACUGAAGAUCACGGCAGCAGGGCACCCGUCAUCACCUUUGGCGAUAAGUCGGGGGCUGGAAAACUGCGCGGCGCACGCGGAGUCGUGGUUUCCCCAGACAAUAAGAUCUGGGUGGCUGACCAGACCAAAACCCGUCUCCAAGUGUACAGCAUGGCAGGCGCCUUCCUGUAUCCGUUUCCGCAAGGUGCACCAGGGCUGGGGUAUCCGGCAAAAGAGCCAUAUGAUGUGUCCAUCGACAGAGAUGGUCACCUGUGGGUCUUGAUGAGUGGGUACCCUGCCAGCCCUGACUCCCUGGUGCAGUUGGACAGGGAAGGUCAGCUCAAAGCCAAGUUUGACCUCCCUGGCACUACACCAUGGGAGGUGCACAGCGGAAUGGCUGCGGGCUUGCGCAACAACCACGUUAUCGUCACCUGGUCUGACGGUGCCUUCAGUGGCGGUGUGCAAGCCUUCCAGCCGGAUGGGAAAGUCGUCUGGGAUGGCCAACGGCGGAUGAAGACGCCGACGAACGUCGCCGUGAACGGAGAAGGCAACAUCUUCGUCUCCGACUUCAACACCCACUACAUCUACAGGUUCGAUGAGAACGGGCGGUACGUGAUGAGGUUCGGAGGAGCAGGAAGGAGUGGUGGCGACCUGAAUCAUCCUCGCGGCAUCUGUGCGGACAGUUCCGGUCACAUCUUGGUGGCGGACAGAGACAACCAGCGCGUGGUGGUGUACACAGACCGGGGUGAGUAUGUCCGCCACAUCGCUGUCCGUGCUAAACUCCCAACAGGGGUUGCAGUGGGGCCGGGAGGACAGUUGGUUGUGAUCAACCAUGACACAAUCACUGUCUUCCCCCGCUACUGA
This is a messenger RNA of Branchiostoma belcheri (Belcher's lancelet), 2259 nucleotides long. RefSeq lists its product as uncharacterized. Gene Ontology annotation, biological process: negative regulation of translation; protein polyubiquitination; proteasome-mediated ubiquitin-dependent protein catabolic process. The record is from RefSeq and is a predicted model, not a curated record. The coding region runs from base 1 to 2259 and encodes 752 amino acids. The transcript is spliced from 8 exons. Lineage: Eukaryota; Metazoa; Chordata; Leptocardii; Amphioxiformes; Branchiostomatidae. Gene Ontology annotation, molecular function: translation repressor activity; protein binding; ubiquitin protein ligase activity.